AUGUUGUGUGUCCCCCCCCCUCCAGUUGCAGCCCUGACAGAGGCGCUGGAGGCAGAGAAGGAGAAGAAGCUGCUGAAUGUGGCCUCCCGCUCCUUCCUGCUGUACAACGAAGCCCACCGCCUGUGCGUCGAAGCCAGCGGGCAACGACUGACGGCAACAACGUGCCGGCCCGAGCUCAUGGCACAACGCUUCCAGUGGUCACCCGAGGGCCAGUUACGGGCCUGGGAGAGCCAGCGCUGUGUUACGGCAACCCGGGGGCAAAACCUGGCCCUCGUCAGGCUGGAGGAGUGCCGGGAGGACGGGCAGCUGCAGCGCUGGGAGUGCCAGGCCGGCGGGCUGUUGGCCCUCCGCGGCUACGAGCUGUACUUCAACUACGGCAACAACCUCCAGCACACGGUGAUGCUCUACACCGGCGACCGGGAGUGGAGCCGCUGGGUGGUCCACGGGAGCAAGGACAACGUCUGCUCCCUCUCCUGCUGUCCCCCUUGCUCCAAAGGCUGGACCUAUUUUGGGAAUUCCUGCUACUUCUACUCCAAAACGGAGAGUUCCUGGGAAAACGCCCAGAGCUUCUGCUCGCUCCUGGGCUCGAAGCUCCUGGAGGUGGACAGCCCCGAGGAGAAGGGUCACGUCCGGACCAUGCUGCAAAGCUCCUCCUGGCUCGGCAUCAAGGAUGAGGAGGUCGAGGGCACCUGGAAGCGAGCGGAUGGGACGAUCUUAUCCCGGGAAAACAGCUCGUGGCACAGGAACGAGCCCAACGGCGGGCGCCAGGAGAACUGUGCGGUGGUGAGGGAGGACGGCGAGUGGUACGACUACCCUUGCACCAGCAAACUCUCCUGGGUGUGCGAGGGACACCCCUGAGACUGCAAGGGACACCCC
This is a messenger RNA of Athene cunicularia (burrowing owl), 876 nucleotides long. Its product is annotated as macrophage mannose receptor 1-like. Bases 1 to 858 code for a protein of 285 amino acids. The record is from RefSeq and is a predicted model, not a curated record. NCBI's taxonomy places the organism in Eukaryota, Metazoa, Chordata, Aves, Strigiformes, Strigidae. The transcript has 5 exons.